Lithohypha guttulata is the source of this 1632-nucleotide messenger RNA. RefSeq lists its product as uncharacterized. The transcript has a single exon. The record is from RefSeq and is a predicted model, not a curated record. Lineage: Eukaryota; Fungi; Ascomycota; Eurotiomycetes; Chaetothyriales; Trichomeriaceae. Bases 1 to 1632 code for a protein of 543 amino acids. Gene Ontology annotation, molecular function: oxidoreductase activity, acting on paired donors, with incorporation or reduction of molecular oxygen; iron ion binding; monooxygenase activity.
AUGGGUAUGGUUGGACCUACAACCUUUUGGAGCUCGUACACAUUCUGGACGGGCUCCUCCAUUGCAGCAUCGAUACUGCUGGUCAAAGCUGCUCCAGAGUUCACUCUCAGUCAAAGUGUUACAAAGACAGCCAUUGCUAUAUUCUUCGCGCAAUGGCUUGUGUACGGCAUAUAUGCUGUGAUCCUGUACCCGAGGUAUCUCAGCCCAUUACGCCACCUGCCCACAGUGACGGAAGGGAGUAAUCCGAUCAUGGGACAGUGGUUUGCUAUCACUAGAGAAGCUUCUGGCGAACCGAUGCGAAGGUGGACGAAUACAAUCGAGAAUGACGGCAUGAUUCGGUACCUGGGCUUCUUCAAUCGCGAACGCAUUCUGCUUACGAAACCAAAAGCGCUAUCAGAAGUACUCAAUACCAAGAACUACGAAUUCCAAAGACCUGGAUUAUUGCUUCGAGGUAUCAAAGCCAUCCUUGGCGAAGGUCUGUUGCUUGCAGAGGGCGAUGAUCACAAAUUCCAACGGAAAGGACUUGCGCCAGCUUUCGCCUUUCGCCACAUCAAAGAGCUAUAUCCUAUAUUCUGGUCGAAAUCCAGGGAAAUGGUCAAGGCUAUGGAAGAAGUCGAACUUUCAGGUGAGAAGCCCAAUGAGGCUGUUGAGAUCGGAGGAUGGGCAUCUCGUGCCGCACUAGACAUCAUAGGGCUCGGAGGAAUGGGUCAAGAUUUCAAUUCGUUGGCAGACCCGAACACGGAACUGAACAAUACCUAUCGAAAGGUGUUUUCUCCCAACCGUCAAGCACAAAUACUUGGCUUGUUGCAGUUCUUCAUCCCAGGCUGGAUUGUUCGAGCCCUGCCACUUAGUCGCAACGAUGACAUCGCGGCAGCGUCCAAAGUGGCUCGUGGCACAGCUCGAAAUCUGAUCAGACAGAAAAAGGCCCGUCUUGAUCAGAAGGAGAAGAUGAACCCAGAUAUCAUUUCCAUUGCGCUCGAGUCUGGUGUCUUUACAGAGGAAAAGUUGCUGGACAACAUGAUGACCUUUUUAGCAGCAGGACACGAGACAACUGCAAGCUCUCUAACAUGGGUUGCCUAUCUUCUUGCGAAGCAUCCCGAGGUACAGAGCAAGUUGCGGGAUGAGAUUCACGAGCACAUCAGCAACCUCAACAAUGACGUGGAUGACACCAUCAUCGACCAAAUGCCAUAUUUACACGCAGUUUGCCAAGAAGUACUCCGACUAUAUCCUCCUGUCCCAGUCACACUUCGUGAGGCCGUGCAAGACACUUCUAUACAGGGUCAGCCAAUCCAAAAAGGGACUGUGAUCAUGUUGAGUCCAUGGGCCGUCAAUGCUUCCAAAGAGUUGUGGGGUGACGAUGCUGAUCAGUUCAACCCGGAAAGAUGGAUGGGCGGUAAGGCUAACUCUGGUGGUGCAACAAGCAAUUACGCUGCGCUGACCUUUCUGCAUGGGCCGAGGUCGUGCAUAGGGCAACGCUUUGCAACGGCUGAAAUGGCAUGUCUGACAGCAGCUCUGGUUGGAAAGUUUGAUUUCGAGCUGUCAUACCCCGACCAAACAGUAGUCAUCAAAGGCGGAAUUACUGCAAGACCAAGGGACGGAAUGCACCUGAAGCUGAAGCCUGUUAAGUGGUAG